Messenger RNA from Protopterus annectens (West African lungfish), 2702 nucleotides. RefSeq names its product BTB domain and CNC homolog 1 (gene BACH1). The transcript has 5 exons. The coding region runs from base 102 to 2402 and encodes 766 amino acids. The record is from RefSeq and is a predicted model, not a curated record. Gene Ontology annotation, molecular function: protein binding; DNA-binding transcription factor activity, RNA polymerase II-specific; RNA polymerase II cis-regulatory region sequence-specific DNA binding. Lineage: Eukaryota; Metazoa; Chordata; Ceratodontiformes; Protopteridae. Gene Ontology annotation, biological process: regulation of transcription by RNA polymerase II.
UAUGUGCUGGACGUUUCUCACUUUACAUAGUCAAGUAGUGGUGACAGCUGAAAUCUGCAGAUUUUUGGUCCCAUGUUGGUUAUACAGGUAUAUGAUACACAAUGAGUGUAAGUAAAGAUGAUUUGGAUUAUGUAUACAAGUCAUCUCUUCACAGCAGCAGCAUCUUGCAUCACCUCAACAGUCAAAGAAAUCAGGGUAUUCUUUGUGAUGUGACGUUGGUUGUAGAAGACACCAACUUUCGGGCUCAUCGGGCUGUUCUUGUAGCAUGUAGCGAUUAUUUCUUAACAAGGAUUUUAGGACAGCCAGAUGCUAUUACCAUCACAUUACCUAAAGAGGUGACAUUGAAAGGAUUUGUUCCACUGCUCAAUUUUGCAUACACUUCUGAACUUGUAUUAAAUAAAGAAAACUUGUAUGAAGUAAGCCAGUGCGCAGAGUUAUUGUUCAUCCAUAACCUGGAGAAAACAUGUUUCCAGUUUUUGGAAGUCAAAUUUCUCGAAAACAGGCAUGAACAGCAGACAUAUUCCAAGAGAACUUGUUGCCCAUCUCUGUGUAAGAAGAUUAAACAGAGCAACAUGUUGGAAGAUCAUGGAAGCACAGAGGGCAAGGAUCAGGCAGUAAAUUCUUUGGGUACUGAACAUUCUAAGAGUCUUUCAGACCUCCAUAGUUUUACUGACAAUAUGAAAGUUGGUGCAGAAUUGUAUGGCAGUUCACAAGCAUGCUGCUCUUACUUAGAACUAGAAAACUCUCCUGACAUUUUGUCACUGUGCCCUAAAUUUCGAAAGUUUCAGCCAGCUUGUAGAACUGACAAACUUUAUACAUUUGGUUUCACCUCUGUUGCUCAAGAUGCCCAUACUGAGAUGGAAGCCCCAUUACAGGAGAAUGAAAUAUGUGACAGAAAUGAAUCUCUCAAAGUAGAACAAGACCGAAACACGCCGGACGUUUCACAGAGUGAAUUCCAAAUGGAUGAAGAACACAGUAGGAGGAAAGAAGCCAAAACAGCAGAUACUUUUUCCCAGGCCAGCUCAGUCCUCGUGAAUGAAAAGUACAUGGAAACAAAUUCUGGUGCCAAGCUUUAUUCUGAUCUGGGGGGUAGUACCAUGUCUUAUGUUCCCCCUUCUUUUCCAUCAGGAACUUCACACUGCAGUGCUUUAAACAGCAAUGAACUACAAAACAGCAGACUAAUAAAUGCAGAAAAUAUUUUAAGUGUUGAGGGUGAAGAAAAUCCUACCAGUGGAGCGGGUCUUCAGGCUUUUCAUGACCCCACUGCAUCUGAUUUCUGCAUACAGCAGGACAACCUGACUGAACUUUAUAGUAGUCGAAGCAGUGUAGAGAGGGAGGUAGCUGAACAUCUAGCAACGGGGUUAUGGUUUGGUAUGGAGAACACUUGUGCAACACAGUCAGCAUCAAAUGCUGUUGAGAAAGACUGCUCUGAACAGUUAAAUGUUGAAAAAACUUCAGAAUGUCCCUGGUUGUCCAUCAGUAUUAGUCAGGAUUCCGAACCUCGUGUGUUUGCACCUCUGAGUGCAGUCAGCUGUCCGUUUAUAAGUAAACUUGGGAGUACUGAGUGUUCUGAAGAGGCAGAACUGAGGGAUUUUGAAUGUGAUCAAGCCCUACAGCAGGAAGGCUCUUUUACCUCCAUGUUGAACUCUGGAGAAGAAUCAGAAUCCGACACUGAAGGAGACAGUGAAUCCUUCUCUGCCAGGGAACAAGUCUGUGAGGUGAAACUUCCAUUCCCUGUUGAAAGUAUUUUCAGACUAUCUAGAAAUGAUUUCCAGGCCUUACUGAAAGUGCACAAAUUAACUACAGAGCAGAUGGAUUACAUUCAUGAUGUUCGAAGAAGAAGUAAAAAUCGUAUCGCAGCCCAGCGCUGUCGGAAGAGGAAACUGGACUGCAUUCAGAACUUGGAAAGUGAAAUUCAGAAGCUGCAAUGUGAAAAAGAAAAAUUACUGAAAGAACGAGAUCAGUUAAAGGUAACUGUGGGGGAAACCAAGCAGAAUUUAACUGGUCUUUGCCAGCAAGUCUGCAGGGAAGCUGAAUUGACAAAUGAACAAAUAAAUAUCCUUAGAAAAUACUCAACAUUGGAUUGCCCUUUUUCUUUACUGAUGCUUGAGAAGUCAGCAAUUCAAGCUGCAGAAUGUAAACCUGUUUCUUCUUGCCUGCGAUAUCUGCCCGGAGUUUCAUCCUUUACAGGCACUUCUGAGAACGUACACUCUGCAACACACCAGGAGUCUCCAGCCAGUGUCAUGUAUGAACCAGGAAAGGAGGCUUGUGCAUUUUCCACAGUGAGAACGUCGGACAAUGUUUUACCAUCAGAACUAUGUUUCCAGACUGGCAUCACAGACUUUUGUCAGCAAAUGACUGCAAAGUGCACCACAGAUGCUGCAAAAUGUACCACAGAUUAAUAAUUGCUAUAUGUAUAUUUUGUUUCAAAUUUUGUAUGAUAUAUGCGUAUAAAAGCAAAAUUUUUACUCAGGACAAGGAGAGAAAUUGUAAAACCUUUUACUCUAAAUUUGCAUUUUCUUUCUUUAUAAUUGCUUAAUAUGAUUCCUUAGGAAGUCAACAAGCUCGGAUAUAUACACCUCAUACCUUGACUCAAACCAGCCAACUGUAGCAAUCACAUUUUUUUCUGCGUUCCACUACAAAGUAGGAAUACUCACUGUGGUCUGAAAAUGAAGUGGAAAAUUAAACAUAACUAACUUGCA